This is a messenger RNA of Fusarium redolens, 2112 nucleotides long. RefSeq lists its product as uncharacterized. The record is from RefSeq and is a predicted model, not a curated record. NCBI's taxonomy places the organism in Eukaryota, Fungi, Ascomycota, Sordariomycetes, Hypocreales, Nectriaceae. The transcript is spliced from 5 exons. The coding region runs from base 1 to 2112 and encodes 703 amino acids.
AUGAGCCAACCACCGCCUCCGGAUGCCUUGGACGCCUUUGGUGCAGAAGGCUCUCUGUUACACGUCCCAGGAGGCCGAGGCCUCUGCUAUCGAACAUCGCAACGCAUUCUUCUCCGACCAUCAGACGAUGACGAAGAAUCCGAAUACAUCGCAAACCUCUGCGAAUCUCUCCUUGAGCUUCAUCCUACUGACUAUCGUGUGCCCUCUCCGAUCUUAGCUUCAGGAGUUCCUGCGAAAUAUGUUUGUAAUGGCUGGACGGCCUGGGAAUAUCUUGAAGGAAAAGCAACCCCUAAAGGCAACUUUGAUAUUCUUAUGAGAGCUUGUCGUGCUUUUCAUGUCGAUGUAGCGAGUUUGGUCACUGAGAAGCCCUCGUUUCUAUCGAUGAGACAGAAUCGAUUUACAGAGGCAGAUCUUGUGACGUGGCAGGAAAAGAAUCUUGAAGAUGUGGAAGGGAUCAACAGUGAUAUUAUGGCUGUUGUUCAACCAAUUCUUGACCAACUUCUGAAGCUACGACAGUCAUUUCGACAGGAAAUCACGAAACAGCUUAUCCACGGCGAUCUCACUGGAAACGUUCUGUUUAACACAGAAACAAACAAUCCGCCAGCCAUCAUCGAUAUCACGCUUUACUGGCGACCGGCUGAGUAUGCAGAAGCUAUCAUAGUGGCAGACGGGCUCAUCUGGUUGAAUGAAGAUCGAAAGUUGGUUGAGAUGUUUGGAACCGAUCAUACACGGAUGCAGCUCCUCGUGAGAGCUUUGUACUGGCGGUGCUUGUCUUUUGCUAUUGACCCUAUUCUCCCCUGGGUGAACGAUAAUCUCCCAAAAGCGAACUUCGCAGGGGCUAUUUAUAUUCGUCCCAAGAUAUGGAUUCCUGGCUUAUCCUUCAAUAUGGACUGGCACCCGCAUUCCCAAUCUGGCAAGCUAAGCCUGUUUGCUACUACACAACUUAUCACGCCUCCUGCUGAAACACCUAGCAACGAGACGACUAGACUAACUGCAGAGUUCAUAUCGCUUAUGGCGAUUGAUGAUGAUCGGUUUGGUUUUGAAGCCUAUGGUCCUUAUUUCUUUGCUGAUCUUCCUCGACGUAUUGGGUCGAAUUCUGCUCUCGACACUACCACUUCUGCCAUGAUUGCAUCGUUCCAAGCAAUACGUCUACGGAAGACUGCUGACAAAAAGAUUUUCUCUCUGUAUGGGAAGGCAUUAAGGUCUUUGCAGAACUGCUUGAGUGAUGAUGACCAACCGGUUAUGCUUAAGCUGGAACUCGUUUUGAUGAUGAUGCUGUGCCAGAUCUGGAUUGAUAACAAGCAUGCCAACAAGCAUCGAGGAGUCAUAGCAUAUUUGUUAAAGGAAGCUGUAUCUCAGGGCGAGAUACUUCACUCAGGUGAUAUACGAGCCUGGUGCUUACAAGCGAGUGAUCAGAUAUACGCCGCUCUAUGCGACCCAAAGGUCGAGCUUGGGUCAUGGUUCUGGGACGUAGCCGUUCAGGAUACUAUCAUGACACGCCCAUACCACUACGAACAAAACCUCUACUGCUUCGAACUCGGAGCGAUAGGAGAUUUACCUGUGUUUCUCCGAGAUCCGGAGAGAUAUCUCUACCAGUUGAAAUGUUACUACAACAUGCUAUCACAGGAACGAGCAGUGAUGCGGAAACUCUACGAAGAAGCCAUGGUGGCAACGCUUUCAACAGAUGCAUCACCUGCUUGUAGAAUGAAAGCUAUAGAAUACGCCUCCGGUCACGCAGGCCUUCUCGUUCAAGCAGCAUUAAUCGGCCCAACACUCAACCCCUUUGGCGUCCUUCCAGAUUACACCCAGGAUUCUCACGAGAUAUGCGAUGAUUCAAUACUUCUUGCAAAUCGAUGUCAGACAUUCAGACCAUGUGGAGCUUCCUACGUCCCUGAGCUCUUGAAGCUGGUAUGGGCGUCAUUGGACGAUGGAUAUAGACAUGAGGAGCUGGAGAAGUUGAUGGAUGAGUAUGCCGAGGAUGUUCAGGGAGCGAGUUAUCUUGAAGAGGCGAGGGUUAUGAGGGGGAGGUUCGAAAAGCUUGGCUGGAGCAAUGAGCUCUUGGGGGAGAGGGAGGAGGGGCCAGGGACACCACCGCCGUGUGUGAUUUUGUGA